Thyridium curvatum is the source of this 909-nucleotide messenger RNA. RefSeq lists its product as uncharacterized. NCBI's taxonomy places the organism in Eukaryota, Fungi, Ascomycota, Sordariomycetes, Thyridiales, Thyridiaceae. The transcript has 2 exons. The record is from RefSeq and is a predicted model, not a curated record. The coding region runs from base 1 to 909 and encodes 302 amino acids.
AUGCCGACCUACACAGAUGAUGAUCACGAUGAGAUGGUCGAGAUAGCUUCGGACACACAUCCAGAUUGCCAGAAGAAAGCACUGGCGAUUAUCGUCGACAUUCUGGAGCGAAACCAGAUUGCCUAUGGCAUCAUGGGAGGAAUGAACUUCUUCCUCCGUGGUUCGCACAGAAUGACUCACGAUGUCGAUAUCGCUGUCGAUAACCCACCUCGCCUCGACGCACUUCUUUCUCUCUUCGAGAACGUGACCAUGAUUUACCGGACCGCCACCAGAAUGCAGUGGGCUGGCGGUAUAGCCCGCAUCUUCCUGAAAGUCGACAACAGCCUGGUUCAGUUCGACCUAAAGCCCAAGGGCGCUGAAGGCCACGUGAUCCCAGGAAAUAUCAGUGAAGUCGUGGACCGGGAGCGCGUUCUUACAACUAGGGGCACUUUCGACUGCAACCUGUUGGGUAUCGGGCCCCUGGUCCGAUCCAAGAUCAAAGCACACUGGGAGCGCAACUCCGAUCGAGACUAUCGCGAUCUUCUGUUCGUCUUCGGGCGUAAGUCCUUCGCUGAACAGGUCCGCACUGUAGCGUCUUCGUUCAACGACGAAUGGAAGGACGCCUUGUUGGAAAAGGUGCGAGAACAGAACCCAGAUAUGGAAGCGAAGGUGCGAUGGGGCCUCCAAAUGGAAGCCACACCUUCUACGCCCAGCAAGGGAUUGGCCCCGUCAACUCCAGGAGGCAGCGGUCGCACGGGCUCUGGCGGAUAUGGUGGGGACUACAACACCGGCAGCGGACCUAGCCCUGGCAGCGCCCAGUCGAGCAGCUCCAAGACUGGUGCAUACUCGGGCUACAGCGGGGCCAACCAAGGUUCGCCUUUGGGAACUCCGAACCCCAAAGCCUCGUCGCCAGGCUCAGGCAUGGUCUAG